UUCUGCUGAUGGCUCAAACGUUGGGUCUGGAGCCGUCAAGCCGCACGCACGAAGACAGAGAAAGCCCAAAUGCAUUUGAUCAAGAUCACCUUGUUACUGAGCUUAAUGGCUCUGUGCCACAUGAGUCAGGUGCAGGCCCUUUCGGCUAACUUUGAGAAGUACCUGAAUUGCUUCCAGGCGAUAAACGAGGGCGCUUCCUUGUUGAUCGAAAACAGCAUACCAUCCCUGAAGAUCAUGGUUUUGUGCAUCGACUACCGUCCCAGGCUGGACAGGGGCUUGAAUUCCUUCCUCAAGUACAUUCGAGUCGUGCACGAAUUCGCCAAGAAGGCGAUCUACAAUAAGCCGGACUGCAUUGUCCAAAUGCUUUCGGCGGCUAUCACUCUGCUGAAACCCACGGAACGAAAGUUUAACCAACUGAAGUGCUUUGACGAUUAAAGUGUACAAUAAACAAUACAUUUUCAAAUAAAACACCAGAGCAUAACAGGAGUUUGCGAGGCUCAGCAAACCGAAUAUGAA
This is a messenger RNA of Drosophila obscura, 516 nucleotides long. It is a transcript of the gene Acp53C14a, whose product is annotated as accessory gland protein Acp53Ea. The transcript has 2 exons. NCBI's taxonomy places the organism in Eukaryota, Metazoa, Arthropoda, Insecta, Diptera, Drosophilidae. Bases 70 to 435 code for a protein of 121 amino acids. The record is from RefSeq and is a predicted model, not a curated record.